CUUAUGACCCUGUGGAAUUGAGGACGCUGUGCAGCGCCCCCAAACAGCCAAUUUGAUACACAUACAACUGAUUACAGAAAGCAGACGAGUGACUUGCCUACGAUAGUAACAACAAAUCUUCUCUUGUUCACGGGGACAAGUGGUGACAAGUCAUUAUUCCGAGGUCUAGUGUUUAAAAUCAAAUUUGUUAUCAUCAAUUGCACUGUUCAUAGUGGGUGAGAGACGUUGUAAGUGACCCGGCUCUUUGAAAAAGACGUUACGUGUGUAAUCGAACGAAACGUAUAGACGAAAAGUAAACAAACGAAUGACACGUCUCCAUCUGCUGACUUAUUGACCAGCACUUCAUCAAUUCAAUCUUCGAUCUAAUUCAUAUUUUCUUUUUUGCGCCUAUGAGAUUUGUAUAUAAUCGUCUUACCCACGACUCGAUAAAAAAAAUCCAUACGCGUAUGCGUGAGCGACGCAUAGAUUCUGAGAUUCAGUAUAAACUAACCAAGUGAGGCCAAGACGCCGGACCUGAUUUAUUGACCAGCAUUUUAAUAUUUUUUAGAUUCACAACGAUGGAAUGUCGACCUCUUCAAAACAAUGAGACUGAAAUUACAGAAAAUUACAUUCACCGAGAUAAAGAAGAUGACCAAUUAGAAGUAAGAUUUCUUUCACGUGUGGAAUGGGAAGAGUACAAAAAAAUACAAGAAGUGUUUCUAACAUUUUCAAAUGCAAAACCCAUAAAUAAAUCUAAUCUGCGGAAAUCCCUUUUUAAUAUUGCCGCUAACUUGAUGAGGCUUCUCGCGAUUCUAGAAGAUACUCAAAAUCAGGAAACUACAGGUUGUAGUCCAAAAAUAAGAGCAAAUCAUGGAUGUGAUGAAUAUGAUAAGGACCAAAAUAUUCCGAAAAAAAUAAAUCGGCAUCUUGGGCAGAAAAAUGAUGAAUAUGAUCAAAUACCGGGAGUAACAAUUAAAAGAAUUAGCAGAAAUAACAAGCCUGGAUAUGUCGCUUAUACAGAUAAAUCACUUCAUGAUAUAGAUAAAUCAUUUCAUGAAAAUGACGAAUGUAGAAUUAAUGAAAAGAAAUUAGACUCUGCAAGUUCACAAUAUAUCCCACUCCUGCAAGAAUAUGCCGCUAAAAUGCUUCCACAGAAAGAUGAAAUUUGUGAUAAUCAAUUGAAUAAUGAGACUGAAAUAGUGUUUGAAUGUAAAAAUGUAAAAUCUACCAUAACUUCGUUUGCACCGCACAAAUUGGACUCUUUGUCCCAAAAUCCGAUGCAAGAUUCAAAAAUUAGCGAAGCAACUCAGGCUAUGAUAAAAGUUGAACGAUCAGACAUAGUGAAAAGAGAAUACUUGGACGAUAAUAUAGAAAAAUACGAUAUAGAUAAUGAACUAUAUGACAGCUGCGAACCCAACGCUAAGAACGAAAAAAUGUCGCUUCAAAAAUGUCUAAGCGCGAUCAAAAAAUCUAAAAAACUAAAGGGAUGUUCAAAAAUGAUUGAAAAGAAAAGUUAUCUCAAAGUUCAUAAGUGCACGGCACACGAUCGCAUUACCCACUCAAGUGAAAUUUGUGGCAAGAAAUUCAAGCAGAAGCACAAACUCAAAAUCCAUACUGAUGUAGCGCAUAAUCGUCGAAAACUUUACCUAUGUGAUACAUGCGGAAAGGCAUUUGCACGUAAAAAUAAGCUGGACCGUCAUAUUAAUUCUGUGCAUGAUGGAAUUACCCACGCAUGUGACUCAUGUGGAAAGAUAUUCAAACGUAAGUCCAGUCUCAAAAACCACAUAGAUUUUGUGCACAAAAAUCUCAAGCAUCAUAAGUGUGAUCGAUGCCAAAAAUCAUUCAGUAACAAAACAGGUCUCAAUCUGCACAUGAGUACGGUGCAUAAUGGGAUAACUUAUACAUGCGAUUUAUGUGAAAAAAUAUUCAAACAGAAGAGUUAUCUAAGGGUCCACAUCGAUAUAGUGCACAUGAAUAAUAGAAAACUUUUCAAAUGUGACGAAUGUCAAAAAUCGUUCGACUACAAAAGUAAUCUCACUUCUCAUAUUGAGUAUGCGCAUAAAGGUAUAACUCACGUAUGCGAUUCGUGUAAAAAAGUAUUUAGACAUAAAAAGGAUCUCAAACUACACGAAGAUUCGGUGCAUAAUGGUAUAACUUACCCAUGCGAUCAAUGUGAAAAAUCAUUCAAACGAAAAACCAACCUCAAACUCCACAUGAACGAAGCACACAAUGGUAAAAAAUAAAAUAUGUCGUCCUUACGUAGACUUUAAACUGCAGGUGGGCGAAAUUAUGCAUAAGAAUUUUCAAAUCACAAAAAUCAAAACGUGUGAAAAAGUAUUUAGACAUAAAAAGAAUCUCAAAUUACACAAAGAUUCUGUGCAUAAAGGUAUCGCUCACCCAUACACUUUGUACGAAAAAGUAUUUCGAAAAAAAUUGGGUAUCAAAUUACACAAAGAUUCUGUGCAUAUCGCACUUGUGCGUGUAAAAAGUAUUUACACAAAAGGGCAGUCUCAAAUAACACAAAGAUUCCGUGAAUAAUGGUAUCACGCGCCAAUGCUCCACAUAAAUGAAGUGCACAAUGGUAAAAAACCAAACACGUAUUAAAAUUUUUCAUGUAUUUUACACUGCGUGUGAGAGCAACACAUAAAAAUAAUUUUUUAUGUAAAUUUGAUGUAUUUAGAUGUAUUAAUUUUACUACGGGCUUUUGUUACACAGAAUCUGACGAAAUUUCAAAAACCAUUUUAAUUAUAUUAAGAAUGAAAAUGAUAACGAAUAUGUUAAGUAUUGAGUGUACCAAAAGACAAUGAAAUCAACGUAUUCGCUGAAAUAAAACUUGACGAUGAGACGUACAUCUCAUUGAAAAAAUCCUACAGAUAAUUUUUCUACUCCGAAUUUCUAUAUAUUACAGAGUUUUUCAACAUGUGUUAAUUAUUUUAUCAAUUUCAUUAUAUCAUAAUCACUCACAUUUACAUUGAAAUAUUUUAAUAUAUA
Trichogramma pretiosum is the source of this 2970-nucleotide messenger RNA. RefSeq names its product zinc finger protein 675-like. The transcript has 5 exons. Gene Ontology annotation, molecular function: DNA-binding transcription factor activity; RNA polymerase II cis-regulatory region sequence-specific DNA binding. Gene Ontology annotation, biological process: regulation of transcription by RNA polymerase II. NCBI's taxonomy places the organism in Eukaryota, Metazoa, Arthropoda, Insecta, Hymenoptera, Trichogrammatidae. Bases 558 to 2222 code for a protein of 554 amino acids. The record is from RefSeq and is a predicted model, not a curated record.